Messenger RNA from Plutella xylostella (diamondback moth), 918 nucleotides. RefSeq names its product Glutaredoxin 3 (gene Grx3). Lineage: Eukaryota; Metazoa; Arthropoda; Insecta; Lepidoptera; Plutellidae. Gene Ontology annotation, biological process: intracellular iron ion homeostasis. Gene Ontology annotation, cellular component: nucleus; cytosol. The record is from RefSeq and is a predicted model, not a curated record.
AGACUCACCAAGGUAGAAAAAAAUAUUUAACCGAAACGAAACCGAGAGGUGUUCUUUUGCUGUUUCUAUUUCUUAACAAUUUAUACGCAUUAUUUGAACUUGGCUAUAUAUUUUGCUGCUGCUUGUAGCAGAUCUGUGGUGGUCUCAAUUUAAUACUAAUAUUUCUAUUGACAUAACCUAAAUCUACAAAAUGUCGCUAGCCAUUCUAGAAACCGCAGAAAUUUUUGGAACUACUAUUGGAUCACCUAACCUGACUGUGGUUCAUUUUUCCGCUGAUUGGGCUGCCCAGUGUGGGCAGGUUUCAGAUGUGCUCAAAGAACUGGCAAAGCUUCCUGAAAUCCAAGCCAGCGGUGCCAAGUUUUGUAUUUGUGAUGCUGAGAAAUUAUCUGAAGCAUCCUUGAAAUAUAAGGUUGAUUCAGUGCCAACAGUAAUACUUUUCAAAAAUGGGAACUUGUUAGACAGAGUAGAUGGGGCUGAUGCUUCUCAGAUCUCAGCCAAAGUCAAGGCACACAGUCUAGGUAAAGGAGCCGCUGUGAGUGUGGCAGCAGCACCAAAGCAACCCUUAGAAGAAAGACUAAAACAGCUCAUCAACAGGCAUAAUGUUAUGGUAUUCAUGAAGGGCAACAGAGAUAGUCCUAAAUGUGGAUUCAGCAGGACUCUCAUACAAAUUCUUAAUGGCACUGGGGUCCAGUACGAAACUUUUGAUAUCCUGACUGAUGAAGAAGUCCGCCAAGGUCUGAAGGAGUACUCGGACUGGCCUACAUACCCACAACUCUAUGUGAAAGGAGAACUUGUUGGGGGAUUAGAUAUAAUCAAAGAGCUUCUAGAAAAUGGUGAAUUAGACUCUACACUGAAAGCCUGAAAAUGAUAUGCAGUUAUUUGUAUAAGUUUUGAAUAAAACAUAAUUUGGCUGCUUGA